Molecule: messenger RNA, 3139 nt
Organism: Solanum dulcamara
Lineage: Eukaryota; Viridiplantae; Streptophyta; Magnoliopsida; Solanales; Solanaceae
Exons: 19
Coding region: 223-2796 (857 amino acids)
Molecular function (GO): protein phosphatase binding; protein phosphatase regulator activity
Source: RefSeq, a predicted model, not a curated record
ACUUCUCUUUGCCAUUUUUAUGAAAAACUCUCUCUCUCUUUUCUCGCUCUAUCGAUAUUUACGAAUUACGGCUUCGCUUUGUUUUGAUCUUCAAAAGCUAGGGUUUGGCUCAAUCUCUCUAGUUCGCUCCAAAAAUAAACUUGAAAAAGCCUUCCGUCUCGAAUCUCUCGAUUCAAUUUUAGGGUUUACAGAUCUGUUCGGCUGUUAAUAUCUGAUUCAAAUAUGUUUUGGAAGCUUCCAGUUCUUUCGUCUUGUUCUCCGGUCGAAGCAGUGCUAGACAAGGAAAAUUUCACUUUGGAAGAGCUUCUUGAUGAAGAAGAAAUAAUCCAAGAGUGCAAAGCUUUGAACAGUCGUCUCAUAAAUUUUUUGAGGGAGAGAACACAGGUUGAGCAGUUACUGCACUACAUUGUUGAAGAGCCUUCUGAGGAUGCUGAUAGCAAACGAACAUUUAAGUUCCCAUUCAUUGCCUGUGAGAUAUUUACCUGUGAAAUUGAUGUCAUCCUUAAGACUUUAGUGGAUGACGAAGAGCUAAUGAAUUUGCUCUUUUCCUUUUUGGAACCAAUUCGUCCCCAUAGCGCCUUGCUUGCUGGGUAUUUUAGUAAGGUGGUGAUAUGCCUUAUGGUGCGGAAGACCGCUGCACUUAUGAAUUAUGUUCAGGCCCAUCAUAAUGUUUUCCAACAGAUGGUGGAUUUGAUUGGUAUCACAUCCAUAAUGGAGGUUUUGGUGCGACUUGUAGGAGCUGAUGACCAUAUGUACCCCACUACUAUGGAUGUGAUGCAAUGGUUGACAGAGAGCAAUUUAUUAGAAAUGAUAGUGGACAAAUUGAGCCCCUCUAGUUCUCCCGAAGUACAUGCUAAUGCAGCAGAAUCACUAUGUGCAAUAACCAGAAACACACCAUCCCCUUUGGCCACCAAACUAUCAAGCCCAAGUUUUGUAGCCAGGAUAUUUGGUCAUGCCCUUGAAGACUCACAUUCCAAGUCUUCCCUUGUCCAUUCGUUGUCUGUCUGCAUCUCUUUGCUGGAUCCAAAAAGAUCCAUUCCCUCAUCUAUGAUGUAUUCUUUCCGGAACCAGCAGAUUUAUGAGUCUCCCGUGCAUGUCAAUCCGGACACUAUCAAUGCAAUGCUUCCUAAACUUAGUGGUUUGCUUGAGCUGUUGAAUGUGUCGUCUGAUGAGAAGGUUCUGCCAACAACAUAUGGAGAACUCAGGCCGCCUCUAGGAAAGCAUCGGUUAAAGAUAGUGGAAUUCAUUUCUGUGCUACUGAAGACUGGUAAUGCAGUUGCAGAGAAAGAAUUGAUCAGCUCUGGGACAAUUGAGAGGGUCCUGAAUCUCUUUUUUGAGUACCCCUAUAACAAUGCAUUACAUCAUCAUGUGGAGAGUAUAAUAUACUCAUGCUUAGAAAGUAAGACCAACACAAUUGUUGACCAUCUUUUUGAAGAGUGCAAUUUGAUUGGGAAAAUUAUUCAAACAGAUAAACAGCCUACUGUUUCUGGUGAUGGAAAUCAGCCCACCUUACCGGCUACUGGAAAACAAGCACCCCGAGUAGGUAACAUAGGGCAUAUAACUAGGAUUUCUAACAAACUCAUUCAGUUGGGAAACAACGACAACUGCAUUCGAGCACAUCUUGAGAAGAAUAUGGAAUUUAGUGAUUGGCAGACCACUGUCUUACAGGAGCGUAAUACAUUAGAAAAUGUCUACCGCUGGGCUUGUGGCCGACCAACUGCAUUGCACGACAGAACGAGGGAGAGCGAUGAGGAAGACGUUCAUGACAGAGAUUAUGAUGUAGCAGCUUUAGCGAAUAAUCUGAGUCAAGCAUUCCGCUACACCAUAUAUGAUAAUGAUGAUGCUGAAGAGGGGCGUGGAGCUCUUGAUCGAGAUGAUGAGGAUGUUUAUUUUGAUGACGAGUCUGCUGAAGUUGUGAUAUCAUCCCUGAGGUUGGCAGAUGAUCAGGGGAGCAGUUUGUUCACAAAUUCAAACUGGUUUGCAUUCCAAGAUGAUAGAAUUGGUGACGGUUCUAUGAGCACCUCACCUGCUGAUGUGAUGGAGGACAUUAACCUCAAUGGAACGUCAAAUAGUAGCAACAGCAAUAGUGAUGAUGAAGUGGUAGUUGGAGAGGAGGAUGAAUUGGCUGAGAGCAAAAAUUCUAAUGCAACCACCAACUCUAGUUCAAACCCCAUUAAUGGGUUCAGCAUAGCCAAUUCCGGUAAUAAUGGAGAUUUCAAUCAACAGAAUGAGAAAGCAGGCGCUGCAACUGACAUGACGUUCGAGACAUCAGGGAGUGAUGACCCCUUUGGAGACAGGUCUAUGCCCGAAUGGGUAGCAUGGGGGGAUGCCUCAAAUUUUCAAGUUGGUGGAUCCACCGUCAACCCAUUUGUAGACCAUAGUAAUUCUGCUGACCAUCUUGCCAACCCAGGGGAAAUAGGAGCUCCACCACUUAAUUCCACUACUAGUUGUAGUGGAGAAUCCAUUCCAAAUGGUGUCUCAGAAUCCAUUCUAAAUGGUGUCUCAUCUCCUGAUUCUAGCAAAAGUUCAGGAUCUGAUUCUAGUCAGAAAGCAACCACGGUUCCUUCUUUGUUUGAAGAGGAUGUUGAAUUUGUCGGCGUGGAAUUGGAGGGUACUGAGAAGGCGAUGGAACAUGCCCUUAAAGAGGGGAUUGUUGGCGAAGCCGCUCCAUUGAAAAGGAGCAUUGUUCCUAAGGUACCGGAAAAGGAGAGCACAGAUGAUGGCGGGGCAGGAACAAAAGAGUACAACGAUGCAAACUACUGGAGAGUUGACCAAGAAGUUGCAGUGUCGGAAUAACUGCGGAGAUCUAUUCAUUGGUUAUUUAAACCUGGAAUCCAGAGCUAAUAGCCAGGAUCCCCAACAAUCUAUUGGUGAGUUUAUGCAGCAGAUGUGUACAGUGUACUUUGAUUACAAUUGGGAUCAAACAAUAGGCUAAUGUAAGAUUUGUCACCAAUUAAUUAUUGUUACUCUUAUUUAUGUUUAUUUUUCAGGUUAUGAUUUCAUUGUAAAAAAAUUUUGGUUUCUUGUCUGACUUUCUCAUCUUUCUGUAGUUGUAUGGAUUCCGGAGUAAUCUCAGUUCUCCAUCCCAUUAAGAGCAGGCGUAAACGCUGCCUUGUUGAGAACAAUGUAAAUUACUCUA